Molecule: messenger RNA, 3480 nt
Organism: Sciurus carolinensis (gray squirrel)
Lineage: Eukaryota; Metazoa; Chordata; Mammalia; Rodentia; Sciuridae
Gene: Serbp1
Product: SERPINE1 mRNA binding protein 1
Exons: 8
Coding region: 107-1330 (407 amino acids)
Cellular component (GO): nucleus; cytoplasm
Molecular function (GO): mRNA 3'-UTR binding
Source: RefSeq, a predicted model, not a curated record
CCCCCUCUCUCGGCCCGGCCAUCUUGUGGGAAGAGCUGAAGCAGGCGCUCUUGGCUCGGCGCGGCCCGCUGCAAUCCGUGGAGGAACGCGCCGCCGAGCCACCAUCAUGCCUGGGCACCUACAGGAAGGCUUCGGCUGCGUGGUCACCAACCGAUUCGACCAGUUAUUUGACGACGAAUCGGACCCCUUCGAGGUGCUGAAGGCAGCAGAGAACAAGAAAAAAGAAGCCGGCGGGGGCGGCGUUGGGGGACCUGGGGCCAAGAGCGCAGCUCAGGCCGCGGCCCAGACCAACUCCAACGCGGCAGGCAAACAGCUGCGUAAAGAGUCCCAGAAAGACCGUAAGAACCCGCUGCCCCCCAACGUUGGCGUGGCUGACAAGAAAGAGGAGACGCAGCCGCCCGUGGCUCUUAAGAAAGAAGGAAUAAGACGUGUUGGAAGAAGACCUGAUCAACAACUUCAGGGUGAAGGAAAAAUAAUUGAUAGAAGACCAGAAAGGCGACCACCUCGUGAAAGAAGAUUUGAAAAGCCACUUGAAGAAAAGGGUGAAGGAGGCGAAUUUUCAGUUGAUAGACCGAUUAUUGACCGACCCAUCCGAGGCCGUGGUGGUCUUGGAAGGGGUCGAGGAGGCCGAGGACGUGGAAUGGGUCGAGGAGAUGGAUUUGAUUCUCGUGGCAAACGUGAAUUUGAUAGGCAUAGUGGAAGUGAUAGAUCUUCUUUUUCACAUUACAGUGGCCUGAAGCAUGAGGAUAAACGUGGAGGUAGCGGAUCUCACAACUGGGGAACUGUCAAAGAUGAAUUAACAGAGUCCCCCAAAUACAUUCAGAAACAAAUAUCUUAUAAUUGCAGUGACUUGGAUCAAUCAAAUGUGACUGAGGAAACACCUGAAGGUGAAGAACAUCCAGUGGCAGACACUGAAAAUAAGGAAAACGAAGUUGAAGAAGUUAAGGAAGAGGGUCCAAAAGAGAUGACUUUGGAUGAAUGGAAGGCCAUUCAAAAUAAAGACCGAGCAAAAGUAGAAUUUAACAUCCGAAAACCAAAUGAAGGUGCUGAUGGGCAAUGGAAGAAGGGAUUUGUUCUUCAUAAAUCAAAGAGUGAAGAGGCUCAUGCUGAAGAUUCGGUUAUGGACCAUCAUUUCCGGAAGCCAGCAAAUGAUAUAACGUCUCAGUUGGAGAUCAAUUUUGGAGAUCUAGGCCGCCCAGGACGUGGUGGCAGGGGAGGACGAGGUGGACGUGGGCGUGGUGGACGCCCAAACCGUGGCAGCAGGACUGACAAGUCAAGUGCUUCUGCCCCUGAUGUGGAUGACCCAGAGGCAUUCCCAGCUCUGGCUUAACUGGAUGCCAUAAGACAACCCUGGUUCCUUUGUGGACCCUCCUGUUCAAAGCUUUUGCAUGCUUAAGGAUCCCAAACAACUAAGAAAUUUAAAAAAAAAAAAAAAAAAAAAAAAAAAAAAAGACUGUCAUUCAUACCAUUCACACCUAAAGACUGAAUUUUAUCUGUUUUGAAAAUGAACUUCUCUCGCUACACAGAAGUAACAAAUAUGGUAGUCAGUUUUGUAUUUAGAAAUGUAUUGGUAGCAGGGAUGUUUUCAUAAUUUUCAGAGAUUAUGCAUUCUUCAUGAAUACUUUUGUAUUGCUGCUUGCAAAUAUGCAUUUCCAAACUUGAAAUAUAGGUGUGAACAGUGUGUACCAGUUUAAAGCUUUCACUUCAUUUGUGUUUUUUAAUUAAGGAUUUAGAUGUUCCCCCAAUUACAAACUGGUUUUAAAUAUUGGACAUAAUAUUGGUUUUAAUACCUGCUUUGCAUUUUCACACAUGGUCUGCUGGGACAUGUAAACUUUGAUUUGUCAAAUUUUAUGCUGUGUGGAAUACUAACUACUUUAUGUAUUUUAACUUAGUUUUAAUAUUUUCAUUUUUGGGGAAAAGUCGUUUUUCACUUCUCAUGAUAGCUGUUAUAUAUGCUAAAUCUUUAUAUACAGAAAUAUCAGUACUUGAACAAAUUCAAAGCACAUUGGUUUAUUAACCCUUGCUUCCUGCAUGGUUCAUUAGGUUCAAAUUAUACCUAAUACAUAAUUUCAACUAUAUUUACUUUCAAAAUAUGUGACUUUCCCAUUUUAAAAGCCAAACUAGACAACUUAUUUGUGGAAGUUGUUUGAGCUACUUAACUGUUGAUAAACACAUCCUGUCAAAUGUUAUGGGUAUGGGAUUUCCACCUCCUUCAACAAGGUGGAUGGAAUAAGUUAAUUUGGCUACCAGGUAACAUUUAGACUUCUGUAAAAUAAGUGUCUGGCACUUGCUAUGAUUUGUGUGAUAUGUCCCCAAAUGAGAAUGUUACAUCUGUAAUCAACAACCCUUUUAACCUUUCUUGUUCUGAAGAAACCAAAGGGCACUGGUUAGUAUCAUAAGAUGGGAGAGUCUUUUCAGUUUUUGAAAUUUGGAAAGCAGACAGCUUUACUUUAUAAGAUUGGAACAGCAGCACCAUCCAUAAAAUAUAAACCAAAAAUCUGAACUGUUAAUGAAUUUCCUACAUUGUUAUAUUUGGUCUUAAGUCAAUAGAUGAAUAUUUGUUCCAGAGAAGGUGAUAAGUAUCUUUUCCCUCUUCAUUAGAAAAUUAGGUAAUUAAUGGAUUCCUUGAAUGGGAGCAUCACCACUUAUUAAAACACAUGGAUAGAAUGAUCAAUAAACAGGUUUUGUAGGAUUUUUUUAUUCUGCCACAUUUAUUGAUUAAACAGGGAAGGAAUUUUGUUUAAAGUUUUAAAACUUCUGUCAUUUGAUUGUCAGUUAUUUUCUACCUCUGGUAAUGUCCAGCUUUUAAAAUAUUGGAGAUCUUAAAUUCAACAUGUCUGCUAUUUAGUUGAUUGGUUUUCACGUAUACUUCUAAAAGAAAGAUUGUAUAGUAUAAAAGUUAUUCAUUUGGAUUAGAUGUAUCAAUCUACCUACUAGUCUUGACAUCUUAGUAAGAGGUAAUUGUUUUUUUAGUGAUGGAUAAACUUGUGCUGGUGUUUUGGAUCUUAUGAUGCUGAGCAUGUUCUGCACUGGUGCUAAUGUCUAAUAUAAUUUUAUAUUUUCAAAAAAACCUGCUACCCAGAGGCAAGUAUUAAUUUAGUCCAUAUGGAUUAUCGACCCCUUUUGAAAUUGCAACAUACACACUCAUUAAGUCAGUGUGUUUUUAGACUUUCAAAGAUGUAACUCAUUCUGAACAUGUUUAUAAUCUUGAUUUCCAGCAACAUUAUAGAAAACAUCUGUUGUUCAGAAACACUUAUGUUCCAUUUCCUAUCAGCCAUUGUCACUAGAGAACACACAGCAAUAUCUGGUAUGUUGCAAGCUUUCAAGAUAGCCUAAACUUGAAAAAGUUGAUCCAUUAGUUGUAUCUGAUGGAUGUGAAUUUGCCUCCUAGUUCACUUUGUGUCAAUAGCUAAAACUGUGAACCUAACUUUCUCUUAUUGGUGGGUAAUAACUGAAAAUAAAGAUUUAUUUUCAUGCUCA